UGACGUCAUUAUCCUGCACUUGUGAUAUGCGAACGACCAUCUGGACCAGUGCUCUCUCUUGCGUAUCCAGCUGUGCCCUUCGCCCCAUUACCGCAUACCGACUGCCCUGGGCACCCCAAAAAAACUUUCGCUUGUUCCGAAGCACUACUACUCUUGCCACCCAAAAGCUCUCUCCUCUCCUCUCGUCACUGAGCACUUCGCCUCCAGCCAUGUCAGACUCCAGCAACAAGUACGACGUCGUGGUGUUCGGAGCGACGUCCUUCGCAGGACAGCUCGUGUGCGAGUACUACCUCGCGAACUACGGGGCUUCGCCCCCGACCUUCAAGUGGGCGGUGGCAGCACGAUCCGAAUCGAAGCUUACGGCACUCAAGGAACGCCUAGCGUCCGAGAUCGAUUCCGCUGCCUCGACCCUGCCCACCAUUGUAGCCGAUAGCCUGGACGACGAGGCGGUCGGGGGUAUGGUAUCGCAGGCCAAGGUCAUCAUCACCACGGUAGGCCCGUACGCCCGCUACGGCAGCAAGCUGGUUGCGGCGUGCUCCGCGGCCGGGGUGCACUACUGCGACCUUACGGGGGAAUCGCUCUGGGUGAGGGGCUUGAUCGAAAAGCAUCACGAGGAGGCCGAGCGGACCGGCGCGAAGAUCGUUCCGUCCUGCGGCUUCGACUCUAUCCCGGCGGACGUGGGAACGCUCAUGAUGGUGGAUUACAUGAGGCGGACCCAUGGCUUGAGCCCUGACGACGUCCGCUACUUCUUCAGCGCCUCCAAAGGCGGCGUCAGGCAACUCUCCGGAGGCACCAUCGCGAGCGUUCUGGAUAUUUUCGAGCAAGUCUGGUCCGGGGGAAAGGCGAUCACCAGCAAGCUGGCCGACCCGCUGCUGCUGACGGCGACGCCCGGCUUCGGAAAGGCUGCAGACCCCGGCGGACUCGGCUACGAUUCCAUGGCGAAAUCAUGGACAGCGUCGAGCGUGUUCGCCAGCCACGACUCCAAGAUCGUGUUCCGCAGCGCAGGCCUGCUGGGCUACCCGGAGACCUUCCGGUACAAGGAGGUCAGGGGCUUCAAGGGGCUGCUCAAGGGUUGCUUCCCGGCCGUCUUCUCGACCAUCGCUACUGGCAUCGGGGGCUUCUUGAUGUUCAUACCGGUGACGCGCAACUUCAUCGCCAAGAAGUUCCUCCCGGCCCCGGGAGAGGGUCCGUCGAAGGAGGUGAGGGACAGUGGGUACUUCUGGAUCGACUUCCUCGCCAGCGGGCGAUCGGAAGACGGCAAGGACGUGGUCUGCCGCGGCAAGGUCGGCAGCGACAAGGGCGACUGUGGCUACAAGGAGACCGCCAAGAUGCUUGCCGAGUGUGGUCUCUGUUUGGCCCUGGACGACCUGGAGUAUAAGAAGGGCGGCGUUUUAACGACAGCCUCGGCCAUGGGAAUGCCCCUCGUCGAUAGGUUGAAUAAGGCGGGGAUGAUGUUCAAGAUUUUAGACGAAUAACAUGCGACGUUGCUUCAUUGUUUUUGUCUUGACUGAUGCAAACUGCACAUGACUUGGAUGAUAGCCCGGGCUGGCAACUCGUUACUUAGCGUUGCAAAGAAGAUAGGUGGAAAAUAUAUAUUCGCGUUUGUUCGAAGAAAUCAAUUUCCCGGAGAAUGUUUUGUUUUCACGUUUUGCCACCCGUGUACGCUGUGUUGAAAGGAAGCACACACGGCUUUUCUUUCUCGUCAGACUGUCGGCUUACCUUUGUUCUUGUCCUGCUGGAUUUUUGUGUUGUUGGUCUCCUUCUUGUGUCUAUUUCACUUUUUGUUGCAGAACAUCCUGGCUUCUUUCCGUACCGAUCGUCGUUGACCGUACAUCGGGGUUGCACGUAGCUAUAUGGUUUGUUGCGGGCCUCAGCCUGUUGACCAAGUCACGCACUCCUUUUUGAGAUGGAGAAGCACCUCCUUUCUUGUUCCUGGCAAGAGACACCACCUGGAGGCCCUCUACAGCAACGUACACGAUGCAACUUGCAUCGAAAGUGAGCGCUCUGCAUCUUCCGUCCGUUUGGGUCCGUGGCCACCUACUAUUUAUCCCCUGAAGAGCGAUCGUUUUGAUAGAGGGGGGGGUACGUAUCCACUCCAGAGAAAAGAGAGAAAAGGUGCCCGCAGUU
Messenger RNA from Ectocarpus sp. CCAP 1310/34, 2127 nucleotides. Lineage: Eukaryota; Phaeophyceae; Ectocarpales; Ectocarpaceae. The record is from the annotation of a GenBank genome assembly.